Aspergillus ruber CBS 135680 is the source of this 1839-nucleotide messenger RNA. It is a transcript of the gene ugd1, whose product is annotated as UDP-glucose dehydrogenase. The record is from RefSeq and is a predicted model, not a curated record. Lineage: Eukaryota; Fungi; Ascomycota; Eurotiomycetes; Eurotiales; Aspergillaceae. The coding region runs from base 1 to 1839 and encodes 612 amino acids. Gene Ontology annotation, biological process: glycosaminoglycan biosynthetic process; polysaccharide biosynthetic process. Gene Ontology annotation, cellular component: cytosol; nucleus. Gene Ontology annotation, molecular function: NAD binding; UDP-glucose 6-dehydrogenase activity. The transcript has 3 exons.
AUGACAGGUCAAGAAGACGCAAUGGAUUUCGUCGCUUCUCCUCUGGGAACCUCGGGCGAGAGUUUCUGGAGCGGUUCUGGCUCAACUGGUCUCACUACGCCUGCAUUGAGUCCUUUGUCCGGACCAUCUAAAGGAGAUGAUCUUGCUUUGUCACCGUUGCUGAGCUCUCCUGGUUCUGCUUACAUCUCCUUUCAGGGCCCCGCGGCAUGGGAUGCCGUGAGGAAUAUUUGCGUCGUGGGUGCGGGAUAUGUAGGAGGACCAACUGCUGCAGUCCUGGCACUGAACAACCCAGCUAUAACUGUCAAUGUUCUGGACCAGGACCCCCGUCGCAUCCAAAAAUGGACAUCACCACAUCUCCCCGUGCACGAACCGGGCCUCGUCAACGUAGUCCGCACAACUAGAGACAGUACAGCAAUCGAAACUAACGACCCUAUCACAAACACUACAGGCACCCUAAAACGCCGUCCCAACCUGUUCUUCACCUGCGACUCGACGCGCGUAUCACAAGCCGACAUGAUCUUCUUAGCAGUCAACACACCAACAAAAACCUUCGGAGAAGGUGCCGGAAGAGCAACAAACAUGACGGCCAUCGACAAGGCCGUGCGCGAGAUAGCAGCACACGCGAAACCAGGAACUAUCAUUGUGGAGAAAAGCACAGUACCGUGUGGGACUGCGCAGCGGGUCCGGCAGUUGCUGGCCAGCCUUCGCCCAGGCAUUCCUUUCGAAGUUCUCUCCAACCCCGAGUUCUUAGCCGAAGGAUCAGCAAUCGAUAAUCUAACAACCCCAGACCGUGUCUUAAUCGGAUCUUCGGGGAUGCCGUCCGGCCACCACGCAGCCCGUGUCUUGGCUAGUGUAUACAGCGCCUGGGUACCUUCCACUCGCAUACUCAAAAUAAACUCCUGGUCCUCCGAACUCGCAAAACUAGUCGCCAACGCCAUGCUCGCACAGCGAAUCAGCAGCAUCAACUCCAUCAGCGCUAUCUGCGAACGCACAGGCGCAGAAGUCGACCAGGUCUCCCAAGCUAUCGGUCUGGAUCCGCGGAUCGGGCCUCAAUUUCUGAAAGCUGGCCUUGGGUUUGGGGGGAGUUGUUUCCGGAAAGACAUUGCUAGCUUAACGUAUCUGGCUGAGACGCUGGGUUUAGAAGAUGUUGCGGAUUACUGGAGACAGGUGAAUGUGAUGAACGAGGCGCAGCGGAACCGGUUUGCUGGGAAAGUUGUUCAGCGGUUUCGGGGGAACCUGGUUGGGCAGAAGCUAGCACUGCUUGGGUUUGCGUUUAAGAAGGGGACGGGGGAUCCGCGUGAGUCGUUGGCUGUUGAUGUUAUCAGGCUAUUGCUAGAAGAACGGCCAUUGGAAAUUGCCGUUUUCGAUCCGUUUUGUCGAGGGGAGGAUAUUCUUUGGGAAGUUGGGGUUGUCUGUGGUGAUGCCAGUGCAGUCAGGGUGUAUGGAGAUCCGUACCUCGCCUGUUCACGGGCGAAUGCGCUGCUUGUCAUCACAGACUGCGAUCAAUUCCGGAGCUCACCCCGACGGUCAUCUACCAAAUCCUAUACAUCUGAAAUGGACAACAGCCUGGGUAGUGACCCAACCGUACAAGACGUAUGGGUUUCCAAUGGCGCGACCUACCAUUUGACACCCCAAGACGCUUGUCCCACUGAUUGCGCUGAUUGCCGUUCGCAAUCGAGCCGUCCUACGGUGCUGGAGCCUCUGGAAUGGGCGCGGAUUGCGUACAAUAUGAAAGAUCCGAAAUGGGUUUUUGAUGGACGGGGGGUGCUGGAUAUGAAGGAGAUGGAGAUGCUGGGGGUGAGGGUUGAUGCUAUUGGCCGGCGUUCUGAUUUUCUAUAG